GUUUUCACCUUCGGUUCUGCUGGGAAGAGAGGACCUGUAGGCAGCUGAGCUGAAUCGGACCGCUGGAGCUUUGGGGAAACAAACAGAACCAAAGAGGCAGUGACAGAUGGGAACCUUGGAGAAAAUCGAAGACUCUGUCAGCGUUGGUCCGAUAGAGUUCGACCAAUGCAGCAAAGAUGCAGGAGCAACAGGUGUGUCCAACCCCAGGAAUGUAUCUGCUGGGAAUGAAGCAGAACGAGGGGGCCCGUUCUUGCGUUCAGUCCCAACCAGAGAAUCUCUCCGGUCCCCUCGGGGGUCAGUGGUGAGUUUCCACGGCAUCCAGUAUUCCAUCAAGCAAUCCCGGGGACCCCUGUGCAAACGGAAAGUGGUGGACAAGAAAAUCCUUCAUAACGUCUAUGGCAUCAUGAGGCCAGGCAUGAAUGCUAUCCUGGGACCAACAGGAAGCGGCAAAUCUUCCCUCCUAGAUGUUUUGGCUGCUCGAAAAGAUCCUGCCGGCUUGUCGGGGGACGUUCUCAUAGAUGGUGUCCCACAACCUCCCAAUUUCAAGUGCAUCUCAGGAUAUGUAGUUCAGGAUGAUGUUGUCAUGGGAACAAUGACAGUGAGGGAGAAUCUGCUCUUCUCAGCAGCCUUGCGGCUUCCAAAAUCUAUCAGCUUUCAGGAGAAGGAAGAGCGGGUAGUCCAGAUUAUCAAUGAGCUGGGGCUGAGCAAAGUGGCUGAUACUAAGGUAGGAACUGAACUGAUUCGAGGCGUGUCUGGGGGAGAACGGAAGAGGACUAACAUAGCAAUGGAACUGAUCACUGAACCGCCAGUGCUGUUCCUAGAUGAACCCACCACAGGCCUCGAUGCCAGCACUGCCAAUGCUGUUCUCCUCCUGCUAAAGAGGCUCUCCAGAAGAGGCAGAACCAUCAUUUUCUCCAUCCACCAACCUCGCUAUUCCAUCUUCAAGCUCUUCGAUAGCUUGACGUUGCUGGCUUUGGGGAAAGUACUCUAUCAUGGGCCCGCAAAGGAAGCCCUGGGAUAUUUCCAGUCUAUUGGGUAUGAAUGUGAGCCUUUCAAUAACCCAGCUGACUUCUUCCUGGAUGUGAUCAAUGGUGACUCCACGGCUGUAGCUGCAAGCAAAUGUGGUCAGCAACUUAAGAAGACCGACGAUCAGGAGCACAUAGAAACCAGUAAUGAAAAUGGCGUGGAAGAGGAAGGCGUGGAGAAGACACUGGUGGACUCCUUGCACAAGAAAUACAUCAGUUCCACCCAAUACGAGAGCAUGAUGGAGCAGCUGAAGAAAUAUGAAAAUCUCCACGGGAUCUCUCAGAAGAAGCCGAGGCAAAUGAAUCAAGUGACCUACGCAAACGGCUUCCUCACUCAGCUCUACUGGGUGUCGCAGCGCUCCCUCAAAAACCUCACGAACCCCCAAGCUUCUGUGGCGCAAGUCCUUGUGACGGUUGUCCUCGCGCUGAUUGUGGGGGCCAUCUUUGGUGUAAAACUAGAUCAAAGCGGCAUUCAGAACCGAGUUGGAUCUUUGUUUUUCGUAACCACAAACCAGUGCUUCUCUAGUGUGUCGGCAAUCGAGCUGUUUAUCAGGGAUAAGAAAUUGUUUGUCCACCAGUAUACCAGCGGUUAUUACCGAGUCUCUGCAUAUUUCCUUGCCUUGAUGAUUGGAGACCUGCUGCCCAUGAGGACCAUGCCUGCAAUCCUAUUUUCAUGUAUAAGCUAUUGGAUGAUUGGCUACCAGGCUGAUGCGGGACGAUUCUUCUUCUUCAUGCUGACUCUUGUGCUGUUGUGCUACACAUCCACCUCCUCAAUGGCCCUCGCAAUCUCCGCAGGAAUGGACGUAGUAGCCAUUGCCAACCUACUUAUCACCAUCUGCUUUGUCUUCAUGCUGAUAUUUUCUGGCUUACUGGUGAAUCUUCCCACCGUCAUGGGUUGGCUGAACUGGCUGAAAUACUUCAGCAUUCCCAGAUAUGGCCUCACGGCCCUUGAAGUCAACGAGUUUAGAGACCUGCGUUUCUGUGCAAAUGCCACAGGAUCCUUUUCAUUGCAAAGCUGUCCCCCGAGUUCUCCUCAGACCAACGAAAUGUGCUAUGGCGAACAAUACCUCUGCGGACAGGGAAUAGAACCCACCAACUGGGCAAUGUGGGAGAACAUUGUGGCUCUUAGCUGUAUGACAGUCAUCUUCCUCCUGAUAGCAUAUGCCAAACUGCGGUUCAUGAAGAAGUUCACCUAAUGCAGAAAAGAUUGCCUACAAGACGGACAUUAAGUCUUCCUAGGUCCAACUGGCAAAAUCAUUGUUUCAAUUAACUGAGAGGACCAUACUGCACCAAGCACAUUUUUUUUACAUUGCUGAUAUUUAAUCUUUUCCCCCUUUUUGUAAGGAAGCGAUUUGUUUUAACUGAUUCGUUUUUUAUAUAGAAUUCUGUCAUUCGCUUGGCUUUGAGAUCAGCCUUGUAUGUUUCUCAGGAAAUUUGUUGAGAUCUGUAAUUAGUUUUCUUUGGGGAAGGGGGAGCACUUUGUAAACCGAGUCUGGGGACUCAGCUGCAAUGAAAUGUUUUAUGUUGUAAAGUGCAUUAUGCAAAGGUGACACUAGAUGGCGAUCGUGAGCUAUGGCAAAAUCUGUAUAUUUUUCAAAAUGUUUUUUAAAAGCAUUUUCACAGCAUUUUUUUAUAUGUGUCUAGUUUCCACCUGGGUAAAAGGGCAGCAGAAGUUAAAUCUAAAGAAAAACAGAGGGCAAGGGGAAAUCAAUAAAGGAGGUGAA
Molecule: messenger RNA, 2749 nt
Organism: Lacerta agilis (Sand lizard)
Lineage: Eukaryota; Metazoa; Chordata; Lepidosauria; Squamata; Lacertidae
Product: broad substrate specificity ATP-binding cassette transporter ABCG2-like
Cellular component (GO): plasma membrane
Molecular function (GO): ABC-type transporter activity; ATP binding; ATP hydrolysis activity
Source: RefSeq, a predicted model, not a curated record